Heteronotia binoei (common prickly gecko) is the source of this 943-nucleotide messenger RNA. RefSeq names its product olfactory receptor 6Q1-like. NCBI's taxonomy places the organism in Eukaryota, Metazoa, Chordata, Lepidosauria, Squamata, Gekkonidae. Gene Ontology annotation, cellular component: membrane. The transcript has a single exon. Gene Ontology annotation, biological process: G protein-coupled receptor signaling pathway. Gene Ontology annotation, molecular function: G protein-coupled receptor activity; olfactory receptor activity. The record is from RefSeq and is a predicted model, not a curated record. The coding region runs from base 35 to 943 and encodes 302 amino acids.
UCCUGACAACUGGACCCUGGUAACAGAAUUUGUCAUGGUGGGUUUCACAAGCAUCCAAGAGGGACAUUUGCCUGUUUUUUGCUUCUUCCUGGUCAUGUAUUUGCUGACUCUGAUGGAGAAUGGUAUCCUGAUCCUAGUUGUGGCAAUGGAAAAGCACUUGCACACGCCUAUGUAUUUUUUUCUCAUUCACCUUUCAUGCUUGGACAUCUGUUAUACCUCUCUCACAGUGCCAAAGAUGCUGGCUGGUUUUGGAUCCUCAAGUGGUAGGACAAUUUCCUACUCUGCCUGUUUGACCCAGCUCUACCUCUUCACCUUCUUGGGCAGCACUGAGUGCUUCCUUUUAGCUGCCAUGGCCUAUGACCGCUACGUGGCUAUCUGUGUGCCGCUGCGUUACCAAGCAAUAGUAGGUCGUGACACCUGUCUGCUGCUGACUGGUGGAUCAUGGCUAGCAGGGCUCCUCACCCCCGUGCUGCCUAUUUACUACAUGUCACAGCUGACUUUUUGCGGCCCUAAUGUGAUAGACCACUUCUUCUGUGAUGCUUCCCCACUCCUUGUUCUCUCAUGCACUGACAUUUCCCUAAAAGAGAUGAUAGAUUUCCUGGUCUCCCUGGCUGUGCUUCUGAUUUCCUCCUUUAUCAUAGUAGUGUCAUAUGUCUAUAUUAUCUCUACAGUGUUAAAGAUUCACUCUUUGGCAGGGCGUCACCGUGCCUUUUCAACUUGUACUGCCCACCUCGCUGUGGUGUCUGUCUUCUAUGGGACACUUUUCUUCAUGUAUGUCCGCACUAAAGUUGACUCAUCAGUCAUCAACUUCAACAAGGUAGUCUCUGUCUUUUAUGCAAUAGUCACCCCUGUGCUCAACCCUUUAAUCUAUAGCCUGAGAAACACAGAAGUGAAGGGUGCCUUAUACAGGGUUAUUGCUAAGACCAAGCAGUUUGCAAUGUGA